Molecule: messenger RNA, 2928 nt
Organism: Schistosoma turkestanicum
Lineage: Eukaryota; Metazoa; Platyhelminthes; Trematoda; Strigeidida; Schistosomatidae
Source: the annotation of a GenBank genome assembly
AUGUUUGAACCAUGCUAUAAUACUUCUGGAAAAGCUUUAAGUCCGCAAUCCACUCAACAAAUUCCUCCAAUCUUAUUUCGUAAACGUACUGAAAAAAUUGAUUGGAGACGGUUAGCAUCAAUUGAUGUUAAUCGUAUAGCAAGAGAUGUAGACGUUGAAAGUUUACAAGAAAUAUUAUCAUCUGUUACAUUCUGUGAUAUAACUAAUGAAAUAGAUACACGUUAUGUGGAUAAUAAUUUGAUCAAACUAUUUCAACUUGCUCAAUUAUUAAUUGAAUAUUUAUUGUAUUCUCAAGAUUAUUUGACAACGACAAUUGAUUCACUUAAAGAAGAAAAUAAUGAGAUUCAUAAGAAUUGUGAUAAAUUAAAACAUCAACUUCAAGAGAAAACCAAUCGUCUUACAGCCACUCGUCGUGAAUGUCAUCGUCGACGUUUAUUAUUAAUAGCUCAACAACAACUGAUGGAUUCUGGUCCACAAUCAUUACAUCAAUGUAUUUAUUGUCCUAAAGCUUUUAUAAAUGCAUCAUUUCUAGCUACGCAUAUUCAUCGUCGACAUCCGGAAAUGGAAACGAUGACUAGAAAUACACCAGUUUGUAUAUCAAAUCCAUAUGUAAAAGCCAAUCUUAAUAAUAAUAAUAAUGUAACACCUUAUCCACAACAAACACAACAUUUCUAUCAACAAUCUGAUUAUGCCUAUACAACAAAUAAUAAUAAUAAUAACAAUAAUAAUAAUAAUAAUGAUAAUGAUAAUAUUAAUAAUAGUAAUGUUAAUAAUAGUAACAUGAAUACAUCUUUAGAACGUGAUGUUAGAGAAUUGUUAAAUCAGCUGAAGUCGAAUCCUUCAAAUUUACCAAAUCAACAUCAUCAUUCACCAGUUAAUUCGAUUGGUUUCGAUGUGGAAUUGGCUAAAGAACAAACUAAAAACGAUAAAGAUUGGCAUACACAAUUAAUGGAAGAGCAUAGACGUGAUAUUGAAUUAAUAAGAAAAGGAUUUGAAAAAGAAAUUCACAAUCUACAAGUUCAAUGUCAUCAAACACAAGAAGAAUUAAAUAAACUCAAAUCGAGACCAGCUCUUUCUAAUUUGGGCGAAUUAGAAAAUGAUACAUCUGGACCUGUAUUUCGACCAAGUCGAACAACAUCAGCUAAUACAACAUUACAAAAAUCCAGUAAAAUUCGUAAUGCAGGCCAUAGUGAAAUGAGCGCUCGUCACAGUUUACCAACUACCGAUGAUAAAGAGUCCACUGUUCAUGGUUCAACUAUUUCUGGAUCAACAACAAGAUUUGUACGACCUUAUUCAUCGAAAUCUCAAUUCGCUAGUGUUGCGGGUCAUGGUGACAAUGAUGAAUCGGAAGCACAACAAGUUUCUCGAGCAAUGGGACGUGUAUUAACUGCAUCAGGAGAUACAAGUCCAACACCAAGUUUAAAUGCCAGUACAAAUAUGUUACGAUAUAGUCGUUUAUUAGAUCAGCUACGUGAUGAUCCUGAAACUUUACGAAAGCUACGUCAUGAAGUUGAACGUUUAUUAUUGGAACAAUUAAAUGAACAUGGAAUUAAAUCAGAUCAACGUUAUUUAUCUACAAGUCAACUAAAUCAAAAAUUAGCUAAUUUACGUAAAGAAAGAGAAAAUCUAGCUAGAAAACAUCAAAAGUUUAUGGAAAUACGUGAUAAUUUAGAUCAACAAGUUGAUCGUUUAGCACAUGCAGCUAUUCGUGGCAGUACAACAAUCAGUAUUUCUGAAUCAAAACCACGUGUAGAAAAUACUUCACACAAAAUAAAUUCAUCCUAUAAAAUUGGUUUACCUCCUCCAGCAUCACACAGUCCUAAUAGUAUACGUAGAUCUGGAACUCUUCCAUUAUCUUCACGUAGAACUGAUGUUGUUACAUCUAAUUUAGGUGUAUCUUUACCAAUAUUACCUGUAAGCAAUGAAAAUGAAGGUAGUCAAUCCAAUAUAACUGGGAUAAUUAAUUCACCAAGUAGAAAAGGUAUAGAAUUCUCUGAAACAAAACCACGUCUACAAAGAUCAAGUCCUCAACUUCAAUAUGUUACAGAAAGAAGUAAUUUGGCUGCUAAAUUAUCACCGACCAUGUCUAAACAAAAUAUUCCCACUGAAUCACAAUUACAAAUUACUCCACGAAAAUAUGCCACUGCAUUGCAAACUAAUAACUAUAAUACCAAUAAUGAUAAUGAUACUACUACUAUAGAACAACCGAAACAAAUCACUCGAAAUUCACCUGAAAUUCAUUUUAGUCAUGAUCAACGUGUUGUAACAUUCGGUAUAAAACCAAAUACUACAACGAAUACUAGUAAUCUAUCGGUUGUACCAAGUAGUGAAGAUGAUGAAUGGGAUUCAGAGACGGAAGAUUUAAAUGCUGUUGCUGCGGAAAUCAAUAAAUCUCAACAAAUAACAUCAGGAUUAUCAAAUAAACUCACAGAUCCAUUAAAACCAACAAUAUCUUAUUAUAAAUCAAAUAACAAUAUUCAUAAUAGUUCUUCUAUACUUCAAAAAAAUAACAGUAAUCAAGGAGUGAAAUUCUCUUCAUAUAAAAGUCAAAAUUUGAAAACUGAUGAUGAAGAUAUAUUCAGUGUAUCAUCAAUCAAUGGUGGUUUAGCUGAAGAUAAUAGUUUCUCUUUAGGUCAAGAAUUAUCACCAAGACAUUCAGUUGGCGUAAGUCGAUCAUUGGAUCCAAGUGUAGCAGCAGCACAUGCAGAAAUGGCUGCAUUAGGUCCUAGGCCAACUACCAGAGUAGGUGGAAUGAGUAGACAACCAACAACUGCAAAGCAUACAUCAAUUGGAAGUCCAGAAUUGAGUAACACUAUGGCGACUAGUCUUUGGGGUACAAAUUCUAAAGCUGCUAGUCCAAUUACAAAUGUGAUCUCUGUAGCCAGAUCCGAUGGUGCUUACGAAGAGGAUUUCGAUUCAGAUGAUUAA